UGGCCGGAGGACAGAAUGCACCCGGCGACACAACAAACGUCUACAACGGACACAAAAGCGUCUCCUCUCCGACACGACCUUCUUCUCCCUGACGAUGAUUUCUGGUGGACGAUCUCCCGUCGGACCGAACCAGACGACCGUGUGAAGCGUCCGUCCGUCAUGGCCGACGACAUCUACAGCAGCACCUUCUCCGCCUCCGAGUCGGACUUCUCGUCCUCGUCCUCGUCCUCCUCGCCGUCCGCCUCCUUCCUCACGCUCGAGCAGCGGGCGGCCUUCGUCUUCGUCCUCAUCCUCUUCAUCUUCCUGGGGCUGCUGAUCGUGCGCUGCUUCCGGAUCCUGCUGGACCCGUACCGCAGCAUGCCGUCCUCCACCUGGACAGACUACAUGGAGAAGGACACGUUCGACUACCGAAUUUCCUGACAGGCAGCCUGAGAGGCAGCAACCCUGACCUUCAACAAGUCACGCUGAGGCCACGAUCGCACCGAGACUGAAGCAGAAACACGAGCGCACGUUCCCCCUCUAGUGGUCGAUAAGUAGUACAGCAGAAUGACCAGCAGGACGGGAACUAAUCCCAGACGUUUGUCUCCCGGAGUCUCCACUUUGAUGUGUUCAAAUCUGAAAAUAUUUUCUAGAAAACUAAAUUUUCCCCAAAAAGUGACACAAAUUUACCAAAAAAAGACACAAAUUUACCAAAAAAAGACACAAAUUUACCAAAAUAGACACAAAUUUACAAAAAAGACACAAAUUUACCAAAAUAGGACACAAAUUUACCUAAACCGACACAAAUUUACCAAAAUAAGGCACAAAUUUACCGAAAAAAGACACCAUAUUACAAAAAGAGAUUUUUACAAAAUGACAAAAGAACGUAAAAUGACCAAAUAAAAGAUGUUAAAUGACCAGUAAAGGCACAAAAUAACGUAAAAAAUGACACAAAAUUACCCAAGAAAGCUGUAAAAUGUUAUUCACUAGAAAACUACAGUUUGCUUCACAUCAGCAGCCAAAAACUUGAUGCCAUGUUCACAACUUUAAACACGACUUGACCAAAUCAAACUAACUCGACUUUAACGCCGCCGACUGGAGAGUUAACUGGACGCCAGAUACCUUAAACUGCAGUAAGUCGUGUUCAUCCAAUCAACAAAAACCUACGGAAACAUUCAAGAAUCACAGAUGCCGUCGCAACAACUUUUCCAGCUUUAUUCAGAAUUUGGGGCUGAACAAAAGAUCAUGAAGCCGAGGCUUUAAUGUUGUUUGAUCGGCUUAAAGAGCCUGAUAACCUGGUUUGACUCGGACAUGGUUCUCUGAAAUGUAAAGCCUAAGACGAGGCGGUGGUCGGGAGGAUCUUUAAGGACAUUUAAAUUUACUUCUUUUGGGUUCCACUGGUUGACAGAGAGAACCAGAACCAGGACUGAGCGGGCUCAGACCCUGCAGCAAAAUUAGAAGUAUUCUAAAGGGACUCUGGUGUUCAUGGGUCGCCAAAAUCAACACAAAAUAAAAUGUCCUUCCAGCAAACUGACCAAAACGGACACAAGAUUCGUCUUUGCUGCCGCCUUCAACCUGUCAAAGCUCCGACGUUUCCGGUCAGCAGGACUUUGCCCCCAGACCGCCCCAGAUCAGGUUUCACUGCCACUUUCCAGCUGCAGUUACAGCUUCAGUAUGUAGCUCCAGAUCCAGAUGGGGCCAGCCAAAGACCAGGUGGUGGUCUGGAGGGUCUCCAUUAGGAGGACCUGGGAGCCAAUACCGUCUUUCUGGGCCCACUUUCGGGAAGCAAGGUAUGGGAGAACCAGAACCAGGACUGAGCUGGGCAGACUGUCAGACACUGCAGAAGCAAAAUGAGGCGUUUUCUAAAGGGACUCUGGUGGAUUAACCAGACAAGCGCCACUAAAAUCAAACCAAAAUGAAAGUUCCUUGUUGUCGCUUUAAGCUCCAGCAGCUCCAGAUGGGACCAGCCAACGGUGGUCAGGAGGGUCUUCAACCUGGUCCAGGACGACCUGCACAUAGACUUCUAUGGGAAGUUCCUCUGCAGAUGAUGGGAUGCUGCAGCAGGGCCUGGAGCUGACCAUCGAGCAGUAAAAUUUGACGUUUUCUAAAGGGACUUUGAUGUUCAUGGAUUAACUCACUUUUGUCCACAAGUGCCGCCCAUAUCAAACCAAAAUGAAAGUCCCUUGUUGUUUUAAGCUCAAGCAACCAGUCCGCCGUAAACAUUGGUCAUGAGGGUCUCCAACAGGGUCCAGGAUGACCUGCACAUCGACUCCGACGGGAUGUUCCAGCUCAGCUGCAGCUCUCUCAGAUGGGAAGGGGUUGGACUUCAGAGCUGAGGCCAGAGAAGUACAGCUUUUGGCUGGCUGCAACAGGACCUGGGAGCAAAUACGGUGUUUCUGGGCCCACUUUCGGGGAGGAAGGUACGGGAGAAUCAGAACUAGGACUGAGCGGGGCAGACUGUAAGAUCCUGCAGCAGCAAAAGUGGGCGUUUUCUAAAGGGACUCUGGUGAAUUAACCACAAAAGCGGCGCUAAAAUGAAACCAAAAUCAAAAGUUCCUUGUUGCUCCAGGAACCAGUCCGCCGCAAACAGACCCAGAUCCAGAUGGGACCAGCCAACGGUGGUCAUGAGGGUCUCCAACCUGGUCCAGGAUGACCUGCACAUAGACUUCUAUGGGAUGUUCCACUGCCUCUCCCACACCUCUCUGGUGUCCUUUUUUAAAGGAAGAAAAUCAUCAAACAGUGAAAAACCUUUUGUUGACGGACGGUUUUCAGUAAAGUCGGAAUGAUGCUGAAGUCGUUUCUGACUCCAUAACGACUGAAAACACAAAGACUUUGACUCGACUCGACCCAAAAUGCAAGUUAGUUUCACGACUAAAAGCUUUACUAUUUCACAGUCCGCCACCAUUUAAAUCAAACCGAAUCAUCACAUUUAGACAGUUGCCCAGACGGAGCAACUGUUUGGGGGAAACGUGCGCUUUGUGUUUUAUUUUCUCUGCUUCCCGUCUGAUUGUCGUCUCAGUCUGCCUGGCAGGCGAACAUCUGGGCGAAAAGACACACAGCAUCUAUAAACAGUUUAAAUUAAGAAAUUUAGCUGCAAUUAAAAAGAUAAGCAGAUAAUCAGAGAGGAAUCACUAAAGCAGGUUUUAUUUUCACAUAAAAAAAAGCUUGUUUUGAUUCACAAAAUGUGUCAGAGAAGGAAAUCACCUCAUCAGACAAAUUAAAGAGACAAAAACAAAAAAACAAAUGGAACAAAUGAAGGUUCCUGCUGUAGCUGAUCUUUCUGCCCAGAUCUGGAGCUGGUAGAAAUCUCUCCUCGCUGCAGAUCUGCAGCCGGAGCAGCAAACAUCUCGCUGCGAGACGGUUUCUACCAGUUUCUACCAGUUUCUACCGAUUAUCAGGAGCUGCCUGCCAGGCGGCGCGUUGGGGUCGCUGCCUCUCACCACAGGAGAACAUUUAUAUUUAAACUUUAUUUUGUUGUUUCUCGAUAAAGAUGGACUUUUAUUAUCAGACAUUUAAAAGUUGUUCAGAGAGGAGGAGGAGGAGGAGGAGGAGGAGA
Messenger RNA from Centropristis striata (black sea bass), 3535 nucleotides. RefSeq names its product cortexin-2-like. Bases 16 to 420 code for a protein of 134 amino acids. The record is from RefSeq and is a predicted model, not a curated record. NCBI's taxonomy places the organism in Eukaryota, Metazoa, Chordata, Actinopteri, Perciformes, Serranidae. The transcript has 2 exons.